This is a messenger RNA of Alosa sapidissima (American shad), 3446 nucleotides long. RefSeq names its product F-box protein 34 (gene fbxo34). The transcript has 3 exons. Lineage: Eukaryota; Metazoa; Chordata; Actinopteri; Clupeiformes; Clupeidae. Gene Ontology annotation, molecular function: protein binding. The record is from RefSeq and is a predicted model, not a curated record. The coding region runs from base 339 to 2681 and encodes 780 amino acids.
AGUCGCCACCAGGACCAGCUGUUUAGGUCAAAUAGUCAAGGUGUCUGUUGGACUAGUUCUACCACGUGUGUGUGUGUGUGAUUGAUCUGCAUGCUUUCACCUUCUCGCUCUCUCACACACACUCACACACAGAGUUGAGCUGAAGCACACACCACACACUCCUUCGGUUGUGCGACACCACAAUGGACCACUGUGCUAGACUUUAUUGUGAGGAAUUUGAACAUGAAUGGUCUGCGACGAAGAAUGGUUAGGAAAUAUUAGUUGGAGUCUCUGAUCCUCUCCCUGAAGAAGUGCAUUGUGGGAGCGUCCUGUCCCGCUGUGCUGGAGGGAGGGACCUCAUGCCCCAGAAAUGUGAAUCAAUCAGCUAUUUCAGCCCAGCCCCUUACCAGGACCCACGGAAGCCAUCCUGCAAAGCCCAACUAGACUGGAGGUUAGCAAGCAUGCACCUCAAGCCAUACCCCAACCCCCAGAAGAAGGAGUCUGUGGUGGAGGGCCCCUGCGGCCUGCACGUGGACCAGCAGGGGGCGCUCAAGCCUGAGUGGGGCUUGCGCGCGCCCUGCCCUCUGGUGCCCUCGUCUGGCGGCGGCUCAGCCAGCCGCUGUCCACUCGGCGUCCUCUCUACCAACACGCUCCACUGUUCCUCCUCCUCCGCCAACACCAACAACAACACCAACAACACAAACACCACCAACAACAACAACAACAACAACAAAUUGAGCAGCUCCUGGGCAGCACGAAAGGGCAAAGGGAACCCCCUGGUGCCUGCAAAGGUGGCCCUCACAAGCUCCCUACUGCUCCUGGCGUCCCCUGCGGGGCUGGAGAACGAAGCCUCGCUGCGGAUAUACCAGAGCGAGGACGGCGACGGGCCCCUGGACAUCUGGGCGGUCAUCAAGCCAGGCAACACCAAGGAGAAGAUCGCCAUCUUUGCCGGUCGGCAGCGUGGGAGGUCGAACGACGACGACGGCGGCGGCGGUGGGGUGGGUGACGCUGCGCCGGUGGGAGAGGGAGGUCAACAGGAUACUCGCGUGACGUGCUCGAUGAAGAGCAAGGGCUGCUGGGGUGAAGGUGGCUCGCUGGCCAAGCGUCGGCGGCUGGGCAAAACGGACAAAACGGACAAAACGAAAAGCCUAGACAUCCAGAGACCACAAAAUCCAGGGAGGCUGCCUCCCCCAGUCCCUCUGUGCGAGACACCAGCUCAAUCUGCCGGCGACUCGGAAGAGGGAUUGCCACAAGUGGAAGGGGACGAAGGAGGCAGGAUGGUCUCUGUGGUGGAAAUGGUGGCCUUACUGGAGCAGUUGGCGAAUGGCGACCAACACAUGGACUCGAAGCCUGUUUCCCGCAACUCCAGCACCAUCACGCUGCCAAAAUCCCCCCCACCCAUACCAGAGCCCAAAGCGGUGGAGUCGGUGGAGGGUCAGGAGGAGUCGGAGAGUGUGCGGGUGCUGGACAUGGUGGCCCGGCUAGAGUCGGAGUGUCUGAAAAGGCAGAGCUCUCGCGAGUCAGGCGAGCUUUCCCGCAACAACAGCCUGCGCCGUAACGUGGCUCGCGUCCUGCUGGCCGGCUCGGAGCCUUAUCAGGCCCCAACGCAGCCAGAAUCGCCCGCUGACCGCCAGGUGGACAAUCAGCAUCUAGUUGAAGGGCCGUCAGUGGAGGGGAACAACCAGCCCAAAUCCCAAUCUGAGUCCUUGACCUCACCUCCCCCCUGUGAGCCCCCUGUGGUAGUAGAGAGAGUGGACAAGACCAGCGAGGCCCAGCUAGCUCAGAUGGAGAGCAGAGUCCUAGAUACGAGGAAAAGAGCAGAGAAGGACUUGGAGCGUCUGCAGUUUCCUGCUCCCGAGCUGCCUGGCACAAUCGAGGUUGAGGAGCCCAUGCCAGGCAUGCUGUUCUUCAGACAGUCUCCACCUCAGCCUCUGUCUGAACGGAAAACACCCCAUCACACAGAGACUAUGACCCACCCCAAAAUAUGCGUAACUGUGGAGGCCACAAUUCCCCCCAAGCCUCGGGACUCUCAAUUUGGGGGCUCGUCCAGGAUAUCAAAAGCGCCGCAGUCGCCUGCUCUUGCAGGAAAGGCACAGACUUUGCACACAGGUGUGGACAAUGAUUGCAGUUAUCAUGUGACUGGUGGCGAGGGCAUAGGCUGUCAUGGUGACGACGGGGAGGAGGACAGCGACAGCACGGGCCGCGAGGCGGCAACGUUCCCCCUGCGCCGGCAGGUCUCGCACGAGUUCCUGGAGAUGCGCUUCAAGAUCCAGCAGCUCCUGGAGCCCCAGCCUUACCUGGCCGUGCUGCCGCACCACGUGCUGGUCCAGAUCUUCAGCCUGCUGCCCACCCAGGCCCUGGCCGCCCUCAAGUGCACCUGCCGCUACUUCAAGUCGGUCAUCGAGAGCUACGACGUGCGGCCCACCGACUCGCGCUGGGUGUCGGAGCCGCGGUACCGCGACGACCCGUGCAAGCAGUGCAAGAGGCACUACCGACGGGGCGACGUGUCGCUCUGCCGCUGGCACCACAAGCCCUACUGCCAGGCCAUGCCCUACGGCCCCGGCUACUGGAUGUGCUGUCGGGGGGCCCACAAGGACGCGCCUGGCUGCAACGUGGGCCUCCACGACAACCGCUGGGUGCCCACUUUUCACCGCAUGAACAUGCCAAUCUAUAAGAACAGAGAGGGUGAUGAUGAGGUCUAGUGUGGGGGGGGGGGGUGUGUGUGUGUGUGCGCGUGCAUGUAUGAUGGAUGUGUCUGUGAUCUGGGGAGGGAGGAAUGGGAUUGGGACAAUAUAUAUAUAUAUAUAUGGGCAAUGUGCAACAAAAAAAAAUGAACUCGGUAUGCUUUUUAUCUGUGAGGGCUGUGUGUGCUCAAAGUGUGUUUGUAUCAAUAUGUUGCCAUAUUAUGAGUGUAAAUUUUUCUUUAUUUUUAUGUGUUCUGGGGUGGAUGUGUGAGCAGGUUGCUCAAACUCAUUAAGGAAUCGCUGGAUCUUCCCCUCUGCCUGUUUCCCCUCCCAACCUCCUGUCAAUCAUGACCAGCUGGCCUAUGAUAACCCUUCCUCAGGUUGUGGCAGUCGGUCUGCACUUUAAAGUCUGCAAGACUUGCCCACUCCAACGGUUUCCUUAACAGAAACGCUGUGUGGGGCCUGCUUGCUUGAAUGAAUUGUUGUGGUUUUGUUUGGAGCGAGCAUUAAUUGAACAUUGACUAAGUUAUAUUUGAAAAGAGCAUCUCUGUAAUGUUUGUCCUGAUUGUUCAUUUUGAUGCAUACUGAAGCACCCUGACGCGACACCAUUUGUUUCCCAGCUAAGCAUUAAUAUAUAUAUUUUUUCAAAGUCAGUUUCCUGUACAUCUACACACUGGGCAUCCCUGAAUGCUGUGGGCAAGCGUGUAUGGCCAUGCACCCUGCUUGCCUUUGUGGCGUUAUGACACACACACACACACACACACACACACACACACACACACA